CAGGAGAGCGGCCGAACCGCGGAGCCGGGUUCCACUGUCCCCCCGCCGACUCCUCUAACCCGGGUUACUGUACACGACCCCCGGGGCUCCAUGAAGAGGCCCGGCGCGGUCACAGCGGUGUGUCGGAGGGAGCAGCCCGGGGCGUGCCGUCCACAGUCCGUGCGUUGAUUCGGGUCUGGAGCCGGGAUUCAGACACAGGACCUCGGUUAGCUCGUCCUCAUUUUACACAUCCACGGUUCUUCUGUCCCCGUCACGGUCCCCCGGAGACAGACCGGGGAAGACAUGUACAACACGGUGUGGACCGCGGACCAGGAGGAGGGGGACUGGAGGGACGUGAUGAUGCCCUACUCCACCGAGCUCAUCUUCUACCUGGAGAUGGACCAGCCGCCAGCUCUUCCUCCAAAGCCGGCAAAGCCCCAGCAGCCCUCCUCGGUCGUGGUGGGGGGGGGCGGCAGCACCAACGGCCCCAAGGAUGGAGGAGCAGGCUGCUCGCUGCAGGAGGCAGAGUGGUACUGGGGAGACAUAUCCAGGGAAGAGGUGAACGACAAACUCAGAGACAUGCCCGACGGGACCUUCCUGGUGCGGGACGCCUCCACCAAGAUGCAGGGCGACUACACUCUCACACUGAGGAAAGGGGGAAACAACAAGCUGAUAAAGAUCUACCACCGCGACGGGAAGUACGGCUUCUCCGACCCGCUGACCUUCAGCUCGGUGGUGGAUCUCAUCAGCCACUACAGACACGAGUCUCUGGCUCAGUACAACACCAAGCUGGACGUCAAACUGGUGUUCCCCAUCUCCCGCUUCCAGCAGGACCAGCUGGUGAAGGAGGAUAACAUCGAUGCGGUUGGGAAGAAGCUCCAGGAAUAUCACAAUCAGUACCAGGAGAAGAGCAAAGAGUACGACCGACUGUACGAAGAAUACACCAAGACGUCGCAGGAGAUCCAGAUGAAGCGCACGGCCAUCGAAGCCUUCAACGAGACCAUCAAGAUCUUCGAGGAGCAGUGUCACACGCAGGAGCGCUACAGCAAGGACUACAUCGAGCGCUUCCGCCGCGAGGGCAACGACAAGGAGAUCGAGCGGAUCACCAUGAACUACGAGAAGCUCAAGUCGCGGCUCGGAGAGAUCCACGACAGCAAGGUGCGGCUGGAGCAGGACCUGAAGACACAAGCCAUGGACAACCGUGAGACGGACAAGAAGAUGAACAGCCUGAAGCCCGACCUCAUACAGCUCCGCAAGAUCAGGGACCAGUAUCUAGUCUGGCUCAAUCACAAAGGAGUUCGACAGAAACGAAUCAACGACUGGCUGGGAAUCAAGAACGAGACCACUGAUGAAGCCUACUUUGUGACCGAGGAGGACGAGAACCUGCCGCACUGCGAUGAGAAGAGCUGGUUCGUCGGGGACCUGAACCGGGUCCAGUCGGAGGAGCUGCUCAUCGGGAAGCCCGACGGAGCGUUCCUCAUCCGAGAGAGCAGCAAGAAGGGCUGCUACGCCUGCUCUGUAGUUGUUGAAGGCGAGGUGAAGCACUGUGUGAUCUACAGCACGGCGCGGGGCUUCGGCUUCGCGGAGCCCUACAACCUGUACGGCAGCCUGAAGGACCUGGUGCUCCACUACCACCAGACCUCGCUGGUGCAGCACAACGACUCGCUCAACAUCCGCCUCGCCUACCCCGUCUACGCACAGAUGCCCUCCGGACGCAGAUGAACCCCCCCCCCCCCCCGUCUGCUCACACUCCCACAUAGACUACAAACCAACCCCCUCCCGGGGAAAGGGAGAAUGGGAGGAGUGGAGGAAGGAGGGAGGGGGAGGAUGGUUGAAGUACAAACGCCCCCCCGACACCAGACCCGUAAACGAUAGAUAGAAACACUUGCUGCAACACACACGUCAGCCACCUUGGAGUUAUAUAUAUUUUUACAAGAACAUUUUUCGGAGGGCAUUCUUUCUAAAGACUGCUUGAUUUGCACAAGGAAGUUUUAAAUGUUUGUGAAUGUGAAACUAAAACUAAGCGCCAGAGGGAAGGAAGGAAACGGAGUAGGCAACUUCAGAGUUUCAGGUUGACCCCGCUGCUACCGAAGCUCCAGCUCAGACUUUGACCUAGAAACUCAAAAAACCACGAAGAAGAAGAAGAAGAAGACGACAACAAAACAUUCCCAUUUUAAACCUUUUCUUUCACCUCAAAUGAUUCUUUUACUUUUUGUUUUGUUUCUGGAGUCGUUCUCAUGUUUUGGAUGUUUCCUUUUUCUUUACUCCCAACUCUGUUUGUGGUAAAUGCAAGAGGAGAUGAUGAUGAAGAUGGUGAAGAUGAUGAAGAUGAUGUCAAGUGUCUGUUUCUGUCCCUCUCCGAACGAGAAGCAAGAAUAAUGUAGCAUAACGGAAACGGACGCUCGCGUUGUGGAGCGCUCCUCUAUGUAGAGCGCUGCUGCUGAGGGGUUAAAGGGGGAGGGGGGGGGGGGCACAAGUGACACUAAACAGUUUUGUAGAGUUGAAGGACAAAAGGUUUUUGCUUUUAUACGAACUGUAGAGGUUGUUUUUUGUUUUGCCAGUGUGUAAAUGGCAGCGUCACAGAUUAGAACCAGAGACCAAAGUUGGUGUGGAGUGGGAGGGGCUAAAGAGUCUUUUCCCUCUUUUCUUUCCCCUUUUGUGAACGGGGGGAGGAGCUAAGAGAAACAAAUGGACGUUGUGUUUGAGACCACACAUAAAACUGAGUUUUGGACCACGUGCUUGUGCACCAAAUAGCCUUUUUUCUGGAAAACCAAAUGGUACGAGAACAGAAACAACUCCUGUGAACACAGACGGUCGAGUAGGAAGCACUUAGACUCGUUUGUGACCUCAGCUCCGGGAGCGUCGACCCGACCUCAGCAAAUAGGAUUCAUUAUUUAAGUGUUUUAAACAAGUAGUCUGAUGAGAUAGCAUCUGCCAGGAAGCAGAACGUUUUCGGGCGAGAUUAAACUUCAUUCGUUCUUCCUCUGAGGUGAAGUCACUGCAAUGAGUGACUUUCCCUCGGAGGAAGCAGCAGAAAAGCUAACUCCUCUGUGCUAACGGGGGAAAAGAGUCGCUUGGUGUUUUUUAGCGUGUUUAACCACAUUUAAACUUGAGCUUGGCUCUUCAUCUGAGACGUCUGCUCAGUGAACGUCUUUAGAACGACCGCUCCGAGCUGCGAGGUCACAAACGAGUCCACACGAGACCCGACAGGAGGAGCCAGAAAACCUGAAAACCCAUUUUAUGUGUGGUUGACACCGUGAGAGUGAGAACGGGCGAGUGAAUGCUACACACUGUGGGUUGAACACUUUGUGCGUUUUGUUAGAAAACCUUCAGAAAUAAUAAGCUUUGAUAAAUAAUGUUUUUUAUGUGUGACGCAGCGACCGGAGGCGGAGCCCCGCGCUGCAGACACACAGGCUCACGGAGAAAAUACUGAAAACUUGAAAGAACGUGCAAUCUAGAGUUGUGUUGCUGUUGUGUUGCUGUAGUUCAGCGGUCGAGCAGCGAGCGAGAGAGAGAGAGAGAGAUGCACUACGGUCCCAGAGAUAAUCAAAGUGCACAGUGAAGCUUCUGGAGUCAAACCUACGUUUUGUUUGUCCGUUCUUUUUGAUUUGAUUUCUGUUGAACUGGUUCUUGAAGCUCAGAACUUCUUGACCAGUGCUCGACUCUAUAACCAGUGGAAGCAUUUUUCUGUCAAAGACUAAAACAAAUAAAAAAGCAUCACGCAAUAAAAACUAUCUUCAAAAACUGGAGAGAAAAACAA
Molecule: messenger RNA, 3739 nt
Organism: Pleuronectes platessa (European plaice)
Lineage: Eukaryota; Metazoa; Chordata; Actinopteri; Pleuronectiformes; Pleuronectidae
Gene: pik3r3b
Product: phosphoinositide-3-kinase, regulatory subunit 3b (gamma)
Exons: 9
Coding region: 283-1701 (472 amino acids)
Biological process (GO): insulin receptor signaling pathway; phosphatidylinositol phosphate biosynthetic process
Cellular component (GO): phosphatidylinositol 3-kinase complex
Molecular function (GO): 1-phosphatidylinositol-3-kinase regulator activity
Source: RefSeq, a predicted model, not a curated record